Molecule: messenger RNA, 4527 nt
Organism: Fonsecaea multimorphosa CBS 102226
Lineage: Eukaryota; Fungi; Ascomycota; Eurotiomycetes; Chaetothyriales; Herpotrichiellaceae
Exons: 6
Coding region: 1-4527 (1508 amino acids)
Molecular function (GO): ATP binding; nucleic acid binding
Source: RefSeq, a predicted model, not a curated record
AUGGACAAUGUCAGACGCCUUUCUGCUGGCUAUCGACGAGAGAUGUCCUCCGCUCCCCCCCGUGAUUUGCGCACGGCACGGAUGCUUGACUUUGGCUCCAAUUCAAAUGCCUCUCACAAUGUCACCCAGCGACAAUCGCCUUAUUUUGCUCCACCAAGACCUCUGGAGCCCGGCAUGUUCGAGCCUCACUCACCCCCCGAAGUUGAGAGGCCACUUGACGACUUUGACAGAGCUCUGCUCGAGGAGAGUUCGAGAGCACAGGGACGUGCAGGGAGACCGGGCCCGGUCCGGGUCUCGCUUCCUCUCAAGGCUCUCACACCAUCAAUGACCAGCAGCACGAGAAAAUUCUCACAAGAUGACUCGCGUGACAACUCAGACCUCCAGGCAUCUAGCUCUUCGCCCACUGCCCCGACCACGAGUCCCACAGUAUCUUUCCUCCAAAAUCGUCAACGGGAUAGAACGAAUCCAUCUCUUCCGGAAAAGGUCUCUGACUCAAGACUACAUAACAUUUCACCUGAGCAAGUCGGGUCCUCCUCCAACAUGACCACUGGAAACGUGAGAGCAGGCCGGACAUCAUCGCUGGGCAAUCAACCUACCUCAAUUCCACCUGUCGUCCAAGGAAUUCGGCUGGUCCCAGCCACUACACUGCCAGACCAGCUUCGUUCGGUGUUCAAGUUUGAGAUCUUCAAUGCUAUUCAGUCAAAAUGUUUUGAAAGUGCCUUCGAGUCGGAUGACAAUCUUGUCGUGUCUGCCCCGACUGGGAGCGGGAAGACUGUUAUCAUGGAGCUGGCUAUCUGCAGACUAAUAGCACAGUCCAAAGGUCGAGACUUCAAAGUUGUAUAUCAAGGCCCAACCAAAUCGUUGUGUUCGGAAAGACAUCGGGACUGGCAAACCCAGUUCGGUGCUCUGGGUUUACAUUGUGCCGAACUCACAGGCGACAGUGACCAUGGCGACUUGACCAAUGCACAGAAGGCAAACAUCAUCAUCACUACUCCAGAAAAAUGGGACAGCGUGACUCGAAAAUGGAAAGAUCAUGCCAAACUGAUGCAGCUUGUCAAACUCUUUCUUGUUGAUGAGGUGCAUAUUCUCAAGGACGAGCGCGGCGCUACUCUGGAAGCCGUCGUGUCAAGGAUGAAGUCCGUGAAAUCUAGUAUCAGAGUUAUUGCAUUAUCGGCCACUGUGCCGAAUUCGGAGGACGUUGCAACCUGGCUGGGAAAAGACUCUUCGUCGCAACACUUGCCAGCACGCAGAGAGGUCUUCGGAGAGAGUUUCCGGCCUGUCGAGCUCAAAAAGCACGUUUAUGGAUUUGAGGCGAAGAGCAAUGACUUCGCCUUUGAGUCGAUGUUGACACACCAGAUACCUGAAACUAUUGCAAAACAUGGGCGGGGGAAGCCUGUAAUGGUAUUUUGCUCUACUCGACGAGCUUCAGUUGUAACUGCCAAGAUGCUGGCAGAGAUGUGGUCGACCUCUCAUCCCUCACAGCGCCUUUGGAAAGGACCGGAAAAGCAGCUCUUCCUGACAAACCCUGAUCUGAAAGCCACUGCGGUCGCUGGAGUAGCAUUCCACCAUGGAGGCGUAGCUGCAGCAGAUCGGCACACGAUCGAGAAUGCCUUUUUAGACGGGCAGGUCAGUGUCAUAUGUAGCACUUCCACCCUCGCUGUUGGCGUGAACCUGCCCUGCUACCUGGUAAUCCUGAAAGGAACAAAGGCCUGGUCCGACAAUGGCUUCAAGGAGUAUGCAGAUCUGGAAGUCAUGCAAAUGCUCGGUAGAGCAGGGAGGCCACAGUUCGAAACUUCAGCAUGUGCAGUGAUUCUCACACGGAAGGACAAAGUUGCGCACUACCAAAAGAUGGUGUCAGGCGAAGAAAUGUUGGAGAGUUGUCUUCAUCAGAAUCUUAUCGAGCACCUCAAUGCAGAAAUUGUCCUCGGAACAGUACGUGACGUCGCAACGGCAAAGCAGUGGCUCGAGAGUACCUUCUUCUACGUCCGCCUGAAGAAAAAUCCCUCCUACUAUCAAUUUCGAGAGGGAGUCGAGGAAACUACCGAGGACGAAUUGCUCGAGCGACUGUGCAAGAAGGAUGUCGGGUCACUUCUGGACGCAGGACUUGUGGAACACAAGUCUCGAUUGACCUCGACGGCCUUCGGAGAGGCAAUGGCAAGGUACUACGUCCGUUUUGAUACGAUGAAAUCUUUCAUCCAGUUACCUCCCAAGGCGAGGACGUCGGAAAUCCUAUCCGCUUUGGCUCAAGCAAGAGAAUUCCGCGAAGUACGAAUGUUGGCUGGGGAGAAGUCUUUUUACAAAGAAAUCAACAAAGCCCCGGAAAUCAAGUUUCCGAUAAAGGUCGAUGUUGCUCUUCCAUGCCACAAGAUUUCUCUGCUGAUCCAGGCCGAGCUGGGUAGCGUCCCGCUACCUGACGGCGAAAACCACAAAAAGCAUCACCAACAGAGCCGAAUUGAUAAGAUUCCCGUCUUUGCCCAUGCGAAUCGACUGAUUCGGUGUAUCAUUGACUGUCAACUUCAUCUUGAGGACGGCGUCUCCGCUCGCAACGCGCUUGAGCUAGGGCGCAGUCUUGCGGCACGUGUCUGGGACAAUACUGCUAGCCAGCUAAGGCAAGUUGAAGGCCUUGGUGAAGUGGCUGUUCGAAGAUUGGCAUCGGCGUCCAUCAACAGUAUCAACACGCUUCUCAAUACAGAACCUUCGCGCAUCGAAGUGAUCCUUGGGAAGAAUCCUCCCUUCGGCUUUCAACUAUUGCAAAAGCUGGAAUCAUUUCCCAACCUGAGAGUGUCGGUCAAAGAGACUGCUCGAGAAGUUCGCAUUGGUGACGGUGUCAGAAUCAAAUUCAUUGCGGAACUUGGGUUCCUGAACAAGUCGGUCCCCCGUACGUUCAACAAAAAGUCAUUCUCUGUCUGCUUCUUGGCUGAGACAUCUCACGGAGCUCUGGUGGACUUCAGAAGAUUCAGCCCGAAAAAGCUUGAAAAUGAGGAACAAGUGUGUCUGGCUUUACACCUCACGAAACCAACUAGUCAUGUCAGCUGCUAUGUGAUGUGCGACAAUAUCGCUGGUACCAGUAAGUACGCCCAAUUGAAUCUAUCGAACAUUCCGACUUCGGCGUAUCGAGUGGCGGAGUUGCGGAACGAGGAGUUCGACGACGGCGGCAUCAACGACCAGGAUCUGCUUGACCUGGAAGGGGCAGCUGGAGCCAAAAUCGAAGUGAUCGAAGAUAUCGACGACAUUGUCGACAAAGAAACCAGGCAGAAGUGGAGAGCGCCAUCGCAGGAGGGCGCGCAGCAACACCAGUGCCCGAAUCCGGAGCACGCGGAAGAUGCCGAUAUUGCCAUAUAUCGAGAGCCUACACAACUACCUAGCGGGCGCUGGACUUGUCAACAUGACUGCAAUGAACGGGACAAGAAAUGCAAACACCGGUGCUGCAAAGAAGGCGUGGCAAAGCCCAGGCGCAGACCAAAAGUGGAGCCCAAGGUCAAAGAAGACGAGAAGAUCCAAAAGAAGAUAACAGCAGUGAUGAAACCGAAAGUCAAGCCAGAAGGCAAAGAUCUCCUGCAGUCGAUAGAUCUGACCACAGCAAAAUUGGAGAGAAAGCCAGACCAGGAUACAGCCAGAACUUCCAACAAACCACGCCUUUCAAGAAGCCGAAGCCUGAGAGGGACGACGGCAUCCAGUGACGCUAAGCGCGUUGAAGAACCUGCCGCGAAAAGAGUGAAGCUGUCAGAGUGUCGAAAAGCGGAGGCCUCCGCACACCCUUACGCAGAUCCCGGCUUCAAGACCCAAGAUUCACUGCAGUCUUCUCACAAUAGCCAGUCCGACGUCCUCAAGGAACACCACUCAAGUACCGGACAAGCCAACGAUGACUUUUUCAGACUGUUUUCCGAUGAAGACGACGACCUUGUCAAUUGCUCACUCGGAGAUCUUGGAUCAACAGAUGAACAUGCCUCACCAGCUGGAAAGAGUACUGGGGUCGUUGAGUCAACCAACCCCAUCCGCACAGACCCAGGUAACGACGACUGGGUCCCAGAAGAAGAGGAACAGAUGGACUUCUUGACUUCAGAUAUUGACCUCGGGUGUUUUGAUGCACCGCUCGAGCACGUUUCCUUGUCUGACGUUGUCAAGAAAAUUAAAACUCCUGCGACAAUUCAAGAGAGCUCUGCAGUGCCAGAACUACCAGAGUUUGCAGAUGAUGCGACCUUUGAUGAUGAUUUCUUCCUUGCCACUGCCGACCUUGAUGAGACUGCGACAAAUCAUCCUGGGAAAGUCGCUGACUCUGUCGGUCUUCCUUACGAGGAUAGCACAUCGAUUCUAGAUACGCCGGUCGAAUCAGUGGUGAAGACUCCGGAAAACCCCGAGCUCAUGGACGUCCCAGCAGAGACUGAGAAUGGUAUUGCGGAGCCUGCAGGCAAAGAGUCUAACUCUCAGCGGGAAAGGAGAUUGUACGAAGAAGACCAGCAGAGAAAAUGGGAAGGAAUCGAUCAGUGGAUAUAUGAUGAGUUCCACCAGUAUGUGGAGCUUGUUUGA